AUGGGUCCAGAUGAUGCAGUAACCGCCCUCCGCCAACUGAGACUUGCAAGUAGACCAACUAGAAAAAGACAUUACAGUGAAACUGAAGGUCAACAUGUCCCAACCACUGAUGCCGAUCCCCAGCCAAACAAAAUCAACGAAAGGUAUACAAUUCUUCUUAAAGAUGGAGUAACAACAGCAACAAUAUAUCCCAUUUUGUCCCCACUCGAAAUUCCAAUAGGCCUACUACAUUUCUUAUGCGACGAAUACAAUAUGGAGAUUGAAAGGGGAGAGUCGCUCCCCUUUUUCGACCCACUUACACUCGAACAAUUUGUUGAACAUUGGUUCGCCUCCUUUGUCGGCAUUAUGUGUCUCGGAGAUGACACACACUUGAAUAAAGCUCCCGAUGAUAGGCCAUGGGAGAAUGAAUGUUUGGGAAUGUUUUCCAUCCAGCCCCAGUACCCUGGCAAAAGAUGUUCACACAUAUGCACUGCUGAAUUUCUUGUCAAUGCUGGUAUCAGAGGUAAAGGUAUUGGACGAACUUUAACCGAUUGCUUUUUGCAGUGGGCCCCAAAACUAGGAUACACUUAUGCCAUGUUCAACCUUGUUUUUGAGAGUAACUCAGCGGCCCGAAAAUUGUGGGAGUCGAUGAAUUUUAAAAGAGCAGGAAAGAUCAAGAGUGCUGCGUACGUGAAAAACUUUGACCAGCCGGUGGAUGCUAUCAUAUACGGUCGCGAACUUGCCGAUAAAUCGAUAGCAGAGUCGAGUGCUUACAGAUUUGACAAAAUAAAGUACUAUCUAGAAACCGGCAAGUAUCCAGCGACGGCGGAUCGUCAAGAAAAAGCGAGAUUGAGAGCUGGAGCAAUGCAUUAUAGUCUAUCCAAUGGAAAGCUCAUGUUGAAAGGGAAGGAGGUUGUGGCCGAACCAGAUCAACAGAUGCGCAUUUGUUACGACUUGCAUGUAAAUAAUGGCCAUCUUGGGAUUAACAAGACUACCACCCAAGUGGCUGAGAAAUAUCAUUGGCCGAGGAUUAAGGAAACUGUUGGGAUAGUGAUAAAGGAAUGCGAAAAAUGCAAUAAGCUACACAGAGAAGACGACAAUGACGAGGGAAAGCGUGGAUACGAGUCGGCACACCACGAGCUUAACAAUGGCCCACAAAUCAGUGAACAGAUUCAAGCUGUCGUGUCGGAAGUGCAACAGGCACAUAGGGAUGGGUUGAGACACACAUACGCAGAAGUGGCUGCUUCCUCUGGUCCAAUCUUUCCAAUCAUUGAUCGAUAUUUGUCUGAUGAAGAUACGGAAUCUGACGUAAUACGACCAAGAGUUCGAACUUACCAGAGAAGAGAGCGAUAA
Molecule: messenger RNA, 1332 nt
Organism: Lodderomyces theae
Lineage: Eukaryota; Fungi; Ascomycota; Pichiomycetes; Serinales; Debaryomycetaceae
Gene: SPT10
Product: Spt10p
Exons: 1
Coding region: 1-1332 (443 amino acids)
Molecular function (GO): acyltransferase activity, transferring groups other than amino-acyl groups
Source: RefSeq, a predicted model, not a curated record